GGUGGGGAGCUGUACGCCGGCCUCACCGCAGAUUUCCUGGGCCGUGACCCCGGCAUCUUCCGCAGCAUGGGGGCCCGCUCCGCCUUGCGCACCGAGGUGGACCAACACCUACUCAACGAACCCAAAUUUGUGGCAGUCUACUUGAUCCCGGACAAUGAUGACCGGGACAACAACAAAGCCUAUUUCUUCUUCACGGAGAAGGUGGUGGAGGCAGGCAGCAAGGAGCCUGUCAUCAUCAGCCGGGUGGCACGGGUCUGUGUGAAUGAUGCUGGUGGCCAGAGGGUACUGGUCAACAAGUGGAGUACCUUCAACAAAGCCCGUCUGGUGUGCUCUGUCCCUGGCCCCGGUGGCAUCGACACCCACUUCGAUGAGCUGGAGGAUGUCUUCUUGUUGAGGACGAAGGAUGGGAAGAGUCCAGAGAUCUACGCCCUCUUCAGCACCAUCAGCCAUGUCUUCCAGGGCUCCGCUGUCUGUGUGUACCACAUGGCCGACAUCCGGGAGGUCUUCAAUGGGCCCUUCGCCCACCGGGAGAGCCCCCACCACCAGUGGGGUGCCUACGAGGGCAGGGUGCCCUACCCACGGCCAGGCGUGUGUCCCAGCAAGACCACCAACCAGCCCCGGCGGCAGUACGGCACCACCAAGGACUUCCCCGACGAGGUGCUGCGCUUCGCCCGCGCUCACCCCCUCAUGUACAAGCCCGUGUACCCCCGGCACCGCCGGCCACUCCUAGUGAAGACUGACCUGCCCCACCACCUGCGCCAACUUGUGGUGGACCGGGUGGAGGCUGAGGACGGGCAGCACGAUGUCCUCUUCCUCGGGUCAGAUGCUGGCUCAGUGCUGAAGGUAGUGGUCCUGCAGAAGACAAGCUCGGCUACGACUGAGGAAGUCAUCCUGGAGGAGCUGCAGGUUUUUAAGGCACCUAUGCCCAUCACCCAGAUGGAGAUCUCCGUCAGUCAAAUGCUCUAUGUGGGCUCCAGCCUGGGGGUGGCCCAGGUACGGCUGCACCGGUGCGAGAGCUACGGCACGGCUUGUGCCGAAUGCUGCCUGGCCAGGGAUCCCUACUGCGCCUGGGACGGCACCGCCUGCACCCGCUACCAGCCCUCUGGGGGCUGAAGCCACACAUUGGCCCGGGGAGGCUGACGCCUGGAAGCCUAGCUCUGCCCUCCUCGUGAGCCCGUGUUUGCCUUCGCCCCAGUGGAUGACUUGGAGAGCGUUGAGGAGAAGGUGCUUUAUGGGGCGGAGGACAACAGCACCUUCCUGGAGUGCGUGCCCCGGUCCCCACAGGCCAGCGUGCAGUGGUUUGUCCCGCGGCCCCAACCUCGCUGUUCCCGACAGGUGAAGACGGACGAGCGGAUCCUGCAGACAGAGCACGGGCUGCUCUUUCGCAAGCUGCACCGCCACGACGCUGGCACCUACUACUGCAAGAUGCUGGAGCACGGCUUCACCCAGACGGUGGCCAAGGUGGCCUUGAAGGUGAUCACCAGCGAGCAUGGCAGCCACCCCCAGCGCCGCAAGAGCAAGCUGGCCCAGGGCAAGCAUGCCCUGGCUGGCAUGGAUGUGGGCAAGAAGGGACGGACAGCCAAAGCCCACAGCGAGAAGAACCGUGUGCCCCGCCAAGCGGUGGCCACUUAG
Merops nubicus (carmine bee-eater) is the source of this 1632-nucleotide messenger RNA. RefSeq names its product sema domain, immunoglobulin domain (Ig), short basic domain, secreted, (semaphorin) 3G (gene SEMA3G). The record is from RefSeq and is a predicted model, not a curated record. Gene Ontology annotation, molecular function: chemorepellent activity; semaphorin receptor binding. The annotation marks the transcript as partial. Gene Ontology annotation, biological process: axon guidance; positive regulation of cell migration; negative chemotaxis. The transcript has 12 exons. NCBI's taxonomy places the organism in Eukaryota, Metazoa, Chordata, Aves, Coraciiformes, Meropidae.